AUGCAGAAUUCGCGCAUAGAUGGUUAUUUUAGAGUCAGCAAGACUCCACAGAAUAUACGAAGAGCGAAACGACUGGUCCUCGAGAAGUCACCAGAAACAGAAGUUACAACUGAGGCUAAGAAACCCGCUUACCAACGUUUUGCUCACCUCUACUGUUGUAAGGUGGAUGAUUCUGUUGUGGACAAGAAUGAACCUUUACCUGCUAAAGAGAAGACUGUUGUACAACGCAAAAAACGUAUACAACCAAAGAAAGUAUCAACAUUGCAAAGUUCUAAACUAUCAUUCUCAAAAUUAGAAAAAGAUGAAAAGCUACCUGCAUUCAAACGAUUUGCUUACUUGACAGAACCGAUUAUUUCUUCUCAUGAAACUCAAUCAAAUGAAUUAAAGAUAACUACUGACAUUGUUGAAAGUGCAAUCUCAUCGACAAAUCUUGAUUUAACACAAACAGAUUUAACAAUUCCUGUUGGUCUUAUUCUUCCACAUAAAUUAAGAGUUUUAUUGGAACUUUUUCGAAGUUGUGAUACUGUUGUCAGUAUGUUGCAUAACCGUAAAGAACUUUGUAGUUUUGAUAAACUUCAACCAGCUGUUCAAGAAAUAGUACGCAGGAAUUUUGAAGAAAAUCAUGUUGGCCAAUUCUUAACCGUUUAUCCUAUGGUAUAUUUCCUCCAUUACGAGAAACAGUUCGACAAAUUUACACAUCGACCCAAUGGGAAUUAUGUACUCGUAUUAUCACCUAAUUUACGUACAGAUGGAACACAAGUUGGACAUGAUUCACCGUCGAAAGGAUUUUUACCGUUUAGUGGAACACGUCUAAUUCAACGUCGAAAUCGUUUUCAUACAUCAUUGAUUAGUUUAGUUCUAAAGGCGCAUCGGGAUUUUUUAAUCUCAGAGCUUGGAAUCGAUCCUUCACAACUUCCAGAAGAUUCUGCACUUCGUCGUUGGCAUCCUAAAUUCCCUUUAGAGUCUGCAGUUAACUGUAUACCUUCAUCACCGUUACCAAUAAAACCAUCAGAAUAUGAACAAAAGAUAACAACAGCUAAGGAUGCUGUUAAAGCAUUUCAAGCUCGUGCUCUUUUUCGUGAAGCUGAUACAUGUCAUCAAAUAUCACUUUCUAAACAACAAAUAUCUCCGAUACCAAGUCCAAAGAAGUCUAUAUCAUCUCCAUGCAAAUCAGUAAAUCUUGCAAACAAUACAGUGUCUACAAUAGAUAUUCUUACAGGAAUACAGGGAAGUUCUGAAGAUCUUAGCAAAACAAAUCUCUCUUCUACUGCAGCUAAUCUAAAGGGGAUAUCUCAAGCACUUAUAAACAAGGUUCGUGCUCGUGAAAAAGAACGACGUCUUUUAACUGAACUUACUAAUGGGAAAGUUUCAGAGGCUCGUCGUGCUAUAUACUGUCGAUUACCUUUAAUAGUAACUCAAGUCUGGAGUAUUUUACGUUCAUCCAAUGCUCGUCCUGUUCCAUUAUCAACUGUAACUGUUCGUGUGGCUGAUGUUCAUCCUAGUGGUUUAACUUCAGAUGUUAUCGGAGAACAUUUGAAUGUUUUAUUGGAGUUAGCACCAUGUUGGAUUGAAAAAUUGAAUUGGUCUACACCUCAUCUUCGGUUAAAAGAUCCUGAACGAUCUGUAAAGGAUGUAAUUGAUUUAAUUAAAGCAAAGGUAGCUAAAGACGGUGUGAGAAUCUAA
This is a messenger RNA of Heterobilharzia americana, 1683 nucleotides long. The record is from the annotation of a GenBank genome assembly. Lineage: Eukaryota; Metazoa; Platyhelminthes; Trematoda; Strigeidida; Schistosomatidae.